This is a messenger RNA of Clarias gariepinus (North African catfish), 1433 nucleotides long. RefSeq names its product negative elongation factor complex member E (gene nelfe). The transcript has 11 exons. Bases 76 to 1215 code for a protein of 379 amino acids. Gene Ontology annotation, molecular function: RNA binding. NCBI's taxonomy places the organism in Eukaryota, Metazoa, Chordata, Actinopteri, Siluriformes, Clariidae. Gene Ontology annotation, biological process: negative regulation of transcription elongation by RNA polymerase II. Gene Ontology annotation, cellular component: NELF complex. The record is from RefSeq and is a predicted model, not a curated record.
GCGCCGAGUGACGUCAAAAAAGUGCGCGCUCGCAGAACUGAAUACAGGGGGAAUUUGAAUCUGACUAUCUGGAGCAUGGGGCUGUUUCCAAACUCCCUGACGGAGGAGGAAGAGACACUGCAGAAGAAAUACGCGAAAUUAAAGAAAAAGAAAAAAGCUCUCCAGGCAUUAAAGAAGCAGAGCUCCAGCAAUCAGACGAGUCAGGCUGGACUGAAACGCACCUUGUCAGAUCAGCCUGUGGUGGACACGGCGACGGCCACCGAGCAGGCCAAGAUGCUCAUCAAAUCCGGCGCCAUAAGUGCCAUCAAAUCAGAGAACAAGAACUCCGGGUUCAAGCGAUCACGAACACUUGAGGGGAAGUUAAAGGAUCCUGAGAAAGGUCCGGGUCUGUCAUUCCUGCCGUUCCAGAGAAGCGUCUCUACAGACGAGGAGCUUUCUGAGUCGGCCAAAAGAAUCCACAGGAAGGCUCUGUAUGAGAGCUUUGUCGGCCCAUCUGACCGCUCACGUGAUGACGAGGAAGGUUCAGGAGGAGGAGGUGGAGGAGGAGAAGCAGCAGCAGCAGCAGUAGGAGGAGGAGGAGCAGGAGGAGGAGCAGGAGCAGGAGGAGGAGCAGGAGCAGCGCCUAGCCGAGAUUUUGAACGUGAACGAGACAGAGAUCUGGAAAGAGACCGCAAUCGAGACAGGGAAAGGGACAGAGAGCGUGGCCGAGACAGAGAGCGAGAACGGGAGAGGAACAGAGACAGGAGCCGCGAACGUGACAGAGACAGAGAGCGCGACAGGGAAAGAGACAGAGACCGGGAACGUGACAGAGAGCGAGAUAGAGAUGGACCCUUCAGACGUACAGACUCGUACCCUGAGCGCAGAGGCAUGAGGAAAGGAAACACGGUGUACGUUUACGGCGCAGGCAUGGUGGAGGAGAGCCUGCGCACAGCUUUCUCUCAGCAUGGCACCAUCAUCGACCUGUCCAUGGACUCGCCACGCAACUGUGCUUUUGUCACCUUUGAGAAGAUGGAGUCGGCCGAUCAGGCUGUAGUAGAGCUGAACAACACCACGGUGGGCGAAGUCACCAUUAAAGUCAGCAUCGCUAGGAAGCAGCCCAUGCUGGACGCAGCUACGGGGAAAUCAGUCUGGGGAUCUCUGGCUGUGCAGAACAGCGCCAAGGGCUCGUACAGGGACAAGCGGAAUCAAGUCGUCUACAGCGACGAUUUCAUCUGAGCAGCUCUCUCCCUCUCCUUCUCUCAUACACACACACAAUACAUAGCCUUAUGUUCCUGUUUUUUUUUUUUCAUGCAAAUCACCAAGUUGUAAAAUUGGUUAAUUACAAUACUUUAAAAAACAUGUAGAGGAUGUGUUUAUAGUUCGUACUGUGCUUUGGUAUUACAGCGCUGAAUAAAGUGUGAACACGAUAUACGGUGCAGCUUUGUAAAUAAAAA